GCUACCUAGAGCCCACUACGGUCACACUAAUAGCAGACGUCACAAACGAGUACUUUUGUUUUGUUUUGUGGAUAAAAUUUUGAGUUUGCGGGGCCCGAGAGCGUGGAUAGCACCACAAACGACGGCAGCAUGGCGAGUGCAACAAGUAUUAGCAGCGCGGCUACUACAGCCUCAGGAGCACCGCCGGCAUUGACGGCAGAAAAGUGGGGAUUUCCUCUGCAGGAACUAUAUCGCCUGGCGUUCGCCUUCUACAAGCAGAAUUCCGGCAAGGCGAUCCACCUGUCCUACGAGGACAACCUGAAGUUAAUAGCCUUCAAGCAACAAGCGGCACUGGGACCUUUCAACACGAGCCGGGCGCCUGCUCUGGGCGUCUUGGAUGUGAUCGGCCGAGACCGCCAACAGCACUGGCAGCUGCUGGGUGAGAUAACACGGGAGCAGGCCAUGGAGGGGUUCGUUGAUCUGCUAGACACCAUGUGCAGCGCCUUCCGGCCCUACAUCGAGGCAGUACGACAGGACCGGGACGAAACGUUGCGCAAGGACCUGAAGCGCAUGGAAUUGGAAAAGGAGGCACGGGAGCGAAAGGAGCGCGCACAGCAGGAACUGCUCGAAGAGGGCUACAAGGAGGAACUGCAACGGCGACAGCUACAGGACGCUCUCAAUAAGCAGACGUACCAACAGUUUAAGCUGUAUGCCGAGAAACAGUUCCCGGGCAAUCCGGAGCAGCAGGCUGUGCUUAUCCACCAACUGCAGCGCGAACACUACCACCAGUAUAUGCAGCAGCUCCACUUGCAGAACCAGAACCAAAAUCAAAACCACAGCCACCACCAAAGUAUGGAGGAGAAGGUAGCUCAGUCGGAGGAGGAUAACUCCACCAGUAACAACAACAACGGAAGUGCCGAGCUUGUUAACGCCAUGGACGGCCUGAAGCUGGGUGAACUGGACGCACAGUCAUCGUUGGACGAGCAAAACCUGAUGGAGGAACACGGAGGCGAGCAGGAGCAGCACCAUCAGCAGCAGGGUGGCGAUGGCGAUUACGACGACUAUGUUAUGAUCCGCCCGGCUAAGAUCUGGACACGGCCCGACAUCGAGCAGUUCAAGACUGAGGUGUCCGCCGGUGAUGGUGACGGUGUCAUCACCAUUGGACACGGCGAUACCGUAACGGUUCGCGUCCCCACCAAUAUGAACGGGAAGUGCAUUUUCUGGGAGUUUGCCACGGACAGCUAUGACAUCGGUUUCGGCAUCUAUUUCGAGUGGGCCAAGCCGGUGACCAACGAGGUGACCGUGCAUGUGAGCGACAGCGACGAGGAUGAGGACUGCGUGGACGAGGACUAUCUCUCCACGACCGAGGACCUGGAGUCGGGCUCCAUUGGGCAGGAUCGGGGAGGGAUGGGCAGCCCGACCGCGGCGCCUAAGGCGCCCAUCUCCAUCAUUGUACCAAUUUACCGACGCGAGUGCUACAACGAGGUCUAUGUGGGCUCCCACUCGUAUCCGGGCGAGGGUGUCUACCUGCUAAAGUUCGACAACAGCUACAGCAUUUGGCGUUCCAAGACGCUGUACUAUCGCGUCUACUACGAACGCUAAGCGGCCAAACUUCAUUAAUAUCCUUACUAAAUACUAACCUAGAAAAUUCCUAUAUCUGUGUAUGAUCCGGCUAUAGUGCAAGACCGAAGCUGCAAUCGAAAUCCCCCCAAGGAGGUAGUACAGGUGUGUGGGUAUGUUGCUUGGAAGCAACCGUGCAACAGUUUCCGAUGAGAAAAACAAACUUUUGCAAAUCGCCUCGCGCCGAUUUUUUAUAAACCAAUAUUUAUUAUUUAGUUUUAAACUGACGAAAGACGUGUCCAAAAUUAUAUUUGAAAAUAAACUUAAAAUAACAAAGACAUACCCAACUGUAA
Drosophila bipectinata is the source of this 1892-nucleotide messenger RNA. Its product is annotated as Golgi resident protein GCP60. Lineage: Eukaryota; Metazoa; Arthropoda; Insecta; Diptera; Drosophilidae. Gene Ontology annotation, cellular component: Golgi membrane. Gene Ontology annotation, molecular function: fatty-acyl-CoA binding. The record is from RefSeq and is a predicted model, not a curated record.